Molecule: messenger RNA, 1128 nt
Organism: Brugia malayi
Lineage: Eukaryota; Metazoa; Nematoda; Chromadorea; Rhabditida; Onchocercidae
Gene: Bma-efhc-1
Exons: 8
Coding region: 1-1128 (375 amino acids)
Biological process (GO): cilium-dependent cell motility; mitotic cytokinesis; mitotic spindle organization
Cellular component (GO): mitotic spindle; axoneme
Molecular function (GO): alpha-tubulin binding
Source: RefSeq, a predicted model, not a curated record
AUGGAGACUGACAGACCGGAUAUUUUGUCGUUUGAAUGUUACUCAUUUGAACCGAAUACUGAAAAGUACUUACAUCAGCAGUUGCUUUACAUACAACCCAUGAAAUUGCUUUAUCAUCUCAGCGAUCACACAAUUUCUCUCAUUGAACCACAUGUUCCAAAUAAUGUCAUUUUGCAGGGUCAUAUUUUUACUCAUCAGAGAGUACCGAAGUUAGAUCGAAAUUCUACUCAAAACUAUUUGCAUUGGACAGAUUUAAAUGUCGCAAAAGAUAUCCAUCUCUUCUCGAGAACAUACAGAAUUACUGCCUGUGAUCAUCAUACCAGGGAUUUUCUGACGAAAGAAGGAAUUGAGGUUAAUGAAGAAGAGGAAAUUCCUAUGGACCAAUGGAUUCAAAACCAAGAACGACAACAAACUUCAAACAAAAACAAGGAAAGUGAAGAGAAGUUGGGAUGGAGUCAUGAGAAGAUGGACUAUUCGGAUGCGCCAGCGAAGUUGCACUUGUUAGCUUGUUGGUUGGACGAUGCUUCGAUUCGGACAUUCCAUAUGAUAGUACAUACAAUUGACGAUACUGUUGCGCUAGUAGAGAGCACUCGUGGGUUCAGGAAACAGCUUUUCCUCAAAAGGAACAAGCUUCCUUUCAUCAAAGAAGGCACUCGACAGUUCUACCGUAGUACUGAGAUACGGCCUGGCUUAUGGGUAGAAGUUUACACCAGACCAAUGUUUAUUUUCAGUUGUGAAGGCCUAGAAACACGCAAUUUCCUGAAACGUUUUGGACCUGUUGAUUUCGAAAAUUACGAAAAAGCUCUUAUGGAUGGACCACCGUCCGAAGGAAAUGGAAAUAUACCAUCGCAGAUGAAAUUUAUUGCUGUAAUGGAGGGAGUAAAAGGAUUAUUCGAAGACAUAAAUUUUUUGAUAACAUUUCAUGUCGAUAAAGAGAAGCUGGACAUUACUGAAGCUGUAAAAGAUCAAAAAUGGUGUUCUGGACGAACAUUCCUUAAAGGCAUCAAGUACAACAGCAUGGAUAAAUAUAAAAUUGGCUCUAUUCUGAGAGUUUAUCGAUGGGACUUCCGUUUACUGGAAGCUGACGAUAUAACACGGCAAUAUUUACUUUCAAAACAACAGUUGUAA